AUGCAAGUGAAAGAGAUGCACCCGCUGUGUUGUAUCUCACUGGAGAGUCCCGGAAUCGGCAACCAUUCCCCGGAACCGGAGGCUGCGGUGCUUUACCGAACGAGGAGCCUCCCAGUGGUGGGAUCUCUCGGCAAUGCGGCUCGGGGAUCGGAGACCACUGUCGCCGGUGUUCUCUACAAGUGGACUAAUUACGGCAAAGGCUGGAGAUCCCGAUGGUUCCUCCUCCGGAAUGGUGUUCUAUCUUACGCCAAGAUCCGCUGUCCGGAGAAUCUCAACCUUCUCACUCCUUUCGAUGACGUUCGGCUCAUUGGAGAAAUUUCCUCCAACCGUCUCGCACGAGUGGAUGGCUCCUCUGCCGUCACGCGACGGAAGCAUCGCAAAGCUUCUCCCUCUUCCCGUGUAGUUCAUCUCAAGUCUAGCAGCGGCAUUCAAACGAUACUUCUAUAUGAUAAUAUAGACAUAGUACAUUGGUUUCGCGGUCCAAAACCUGGCGGGCCUGCCUUGGUUUUAACACGUGGCCUGGAUGCUCAUCAACCUCUCAAUGAUCAUCUCUUGCUUGCACCCAAUGAUAUAUACGUGUCAACUGAGAGGCUUAAGUCACGUUUGCUUGAAGAGGGUACCUGUGAGAAUCUUGUAAAGGAGUGCGAACAAAUCAUGCUCUCAGAGUUCUCCGAAAUGCAAGGACAACUUGAAGUUCUUUGUCUAGAGCGAUCUAAUUUGCUUGAUACAAUAAGCCAGUUGGAGGCAGCUAAUACUGAACCUGAGGCCACUGCAUUACACGAUGGUGAAUACCAAUUAACAAAUAAUGAGUUUUCAAGUCUUGGACGUGGAAAAUAUAGUGAAUGUAGUACAACUGAAUCAUCUGAUGAUAUUGAGAAGCAAGAGAUGGAGGAAGCGUCAGAUGAAGAUGAAAUCUCAUAUUAUGAUACUAGAGAGUGUUUUACAGAGCCUGAUUGCAAGUGUGAGUCAGAAGGAGCUAUAAAUCAAGUGAAAAGUUGUUGGGAAGCCAACAGACAAUGCACUGAUACAGAGAACAUUCAUCCUGAGAAAAUGGUCUGUAAUUAUAAGCACUCUCAGAUAGCAAGACGGAAAAAGCUUCCAGAUCCGGUUGAGAAGGAGAAGGGUGUUAGUCUUUGGUCAAUGAUCAAGGACAACGUGGGAAAAGAUCUCACUAGAGUUUGUCUCCCCGUGUACUUUAAUGAGCCAAUAUCAUCCCUACAAAAAUGUUGUGAGGACUUGGAGUACUCUUAUCUUCUGGAUCAAGCUUACGAGUGCGGAAAAUCAGGAAACGGUCUACUUCGGGCACUGUAUGUUGCUGCCUUUGCAGUUUCUGGUUAUGCGUCAUCUGAAGGUCGUAAUUGUAAACCCUUUAAUCCUUUAUUAGGUGAAACCUACGAAGCUGAUUUCCCGGAGAAAGGAAUUCGCUUCUUUUCAGAAAAGGUCAGUCACCAUCCAACUCUCAUUGCCUGCCACUGCGAAGGUAGAGGAUGGAAGUUUUGGGCUGACAGCAACAUCCAUUCGAAGUUUUGGGGAAGGUCAAUUCAGCUUGACCCAGUGGGUGUUCUGACCCUAGAGUUCAAUGAUGGUGAAAUAUUUCAGUGGAGCAAGGUCACCACCACGAUCUAUAAUCUUAUCCUUGGGAAAAUAUACUGUGAUCAUCAUGGGAACAUGGAUAUACGUGGUAAUCGUAAGUAUUCAUGCAGACUCAAGUUCAAAGAGCAGACGAUCCUUGACCGAAAUCCUCGCCAAGUGCAUGGAUAUGUGGAAGAUGUAACGGGGAAAAAAGUUGCCACAUUAUUUGGCAAGUGGGAUGACAGCAUGUAUUAUAUGAGUGGAAAUGUAAAUGUGAAGCCUAAAGAUUUCAGUUCACCAAACGCUUGUUUGUUGUGGAAAAGGAGCAUGCCAUCUCCUAAUCUCACCCGGUAUAAUUUGACACCAUUUGCCAUCACUCUUAAUGAGCUUACUCCGGGACUGAAGGAGAAACUCCCGCCUACGGAUUCCCGGCUCAGACCAGAUCAACGACAUCUAGAGAAUGGAGAGUACGACAAGGCUAAUUUGGAGAAACAAAGACUCGAAAAGCGGCAGAGAAUGUCAAGGAAAAUACAAGAAAAAGGUUGGAAGCCUAGGUGGUUCCGAAGAGAAGGUGAAAAUGGAACCUUUCGAUACAUUGGUGGAUAUUGGGAAGCGAGAGAACUUGGAAGCUGGGACGGGUGCCCUGAUAUAUUUGGUGAAUUCAAUGAAGAGUCUGCCGAUCCCAUAGAGUAA
This is a messenger RNA of Sphenostylis stenocarpa, 2265 nucleotides long. Lineage: Eukaryota; Viridiplantae; Streptophyta; Magnoliopsida; Fabales; Fabaceae. The record is from the annotation of a GenBank genome assembly.